GACUCAGAGUACGGUACCCCCGGAUCAUACAAGACAUCGACGGAAUGGAUGCCUUCCUGGGAUGCCUUCUCCUUGAAAGCUUGAUUCAUUGAUUAAAUGAGAGUGAUUUAUAUCCAGUUGCUACAGUUUGCAGAAAGAUUUCUAAUUAAAUGAUGGCUGCCUUGUAUUUUGUGUUGUUGAUGUGGCUGCCACUUUGCAGAGCUAAUACAGAAGAAACAAGCACAGUUCCAGAUCUAUUCACAUAUGGCCUUAAUAGUGAAGUAGACCUCUAUAACUUCAGCUGCUAUAACUGCCAAGGUAUAGUAGGAGAGGUGACAAAUUGUGGAGAAAGUCUGGUGGCCGAAGAGGAUAUAGCCGUCAUUGAGAAGAUCCCAUGCAAUAAUGUUUGUACAAAAGCGGUGAGAUACAAGAUGGAUCAGAAGAUCUAUGUGACAAGGAACUGUUCACAGAGCUGUGAUCCAGGAUGUACAAUGCGAGCUGGCACGGGGACAUGCUGGUACUGCUGCCAUGGUAAUCUUUGCAAUGGUGCCAACCAGAAAGCAUCACCAUCCUUUUGCUCACUCAUCGUCUUUGGUCUGUUUGUUAUUUAUGGAUAUAUCUGAGCAUUUCUUGCUUGUUUAGGCUCAUCAAGACUUGAGCUGUAAAUAGCUCAGAAACUUAUUUCAACAAGAUUAAAGGCAAAGUACACCCCCAAGAACUGACUUGAACAAAUAGAGAAAGAAUCGAGACAAAAUCUAAUCAAAAUUAAUUGGAUGUAUAAUAAAUGCUUAUUUUCUCACAUCACGUCCAGUAUGCAAAAGAGGGAGCAUAUGAUUACACAUAGUUUUUUUUUAAAAUAAUUUUAUUACAUGAUUUU
Molecule: messenger RNA, 856 nt
Organism: Lytechinus variegatus (green sea urchin)
Lineage: Eukaryota; Metazoa; Echinodermata; Echinoidea; Temnopleuroida; Toxopneustidae
Exons: 4
Coding region: 150-602 (150 amino acids)
Source: RefSeq, a predicted model, not a curated record